UGCUCCUCCCCCUUGUGUUGUGACUCCUCCCCCAGACGGAAAAGGUCCCUUAGCCCACUUGAUUCUAGCAUCUACCCACAUUGACAGCGCUGAUCUCUCUGCCCCUCCCCCCAACUCACAUGACACCUGUCUCCUCCUCCCAGUACCCACACUGCACCGCGCGUCCCGGUACCGGCAGCUGCACAGGAGCUCGUACACAUGGCACCCACAGGUCAUAUGAUGGAGCAGUUGCCCAAAAAUGAAGAGAACCAUCUAAGAUGGGAUUUGACUCCAGAACAAAUCCUGUUAAUGACGCCUGAGCUCAUUGAGAAAACCAAGGCUGUGUAUGACACCGUGGGGUGCCUGGACAUAAACUGCGUGACCUACGACAACACACUAAAAGUACUGGCCGAUGUGGAAGUAGAGUAUACAGUUCAGAGGAACAUGCUGGACUUCCCACAGCACGUGUCUUCCAAUAAGGAUGUCCGUACAGCAAGUACAGAGGCCGAUAAGAUUUUGUCCGAGUUUGAUGUAGAGAAAAGUAUGCGGGAAGAUGUGUACAGAAGACUUGAGCACUUACAGAAAAUUCUUCCUCCCGAUUCUAUGAAACCAGAGGCAAAGAGGUUCUUGGAAAGAUUGCUUAAAUGGGGUCAAAGGAAUGGCUUAAACCUUUCUGCUGAGAUACAACAGAAAAUUAAGAACAUCAAGAAAAAGAUUAGCACACUGUCCAUUGACUUCAACAAGAAUUUAAAUGAAGUAACCACAUUUUUAACUUUCUCCAGGGAAGAGCUAAUGGGCCUUCCAGAUGACUUCCUGAACUCCCUGGAGAAAGCAGAAUCUGGAGAGUUAAAAGUCACUUUAAAGUAUCCCCACUACUUCCCACUGAUGAAGAAGUGUUCUGUUCCUGAGACACGGCAGAAGCUAGAGUUAGCUUUCAACUCCCGCUGCAAAGAGGACAAUAACUAUAUUUUACGGGAACUUGUGAAACUUAGGGAAGAGAAAACUCUUUUGCUUGGUUUUGAGACUCAUGCUGAUUUUGUCUUGGAGAUGAACAUGGCAAAGAACAGCAAGACAGUGAAAAGUUUUUUAGAUGAGUUAUCCCAAAAACUAAAACCCCUGGGUGAGAAGGAAAGGGCAGUCAUUUUGGAACUCAAAAAGAAGGAAUGUGAGAAGAGGGGAUUUGACUUUGAUGGGCAGAUUAAUGCGUGGGACAUGAGGUACUAUAUGAACCAAGUAGAGGAGACCACAUACAGUGUGGACCAGAACAUUCUCAAGGAAUAUUUUCCUAUGGAAGUAGUAACCUCCGGGCUGCUAGAUAUUUACCAGGAGCUGCUAGGCCUGACCUUUGAGCUAGAGAAAGGUGCUCCAGUGUGGCAUGAGGAUGUGUCUAUGUUCUCUGUAAGAGAUUCAAGGACAGGACAUCUUGUCGGAAAGUUCUACCUUGAUUUAUAUCCUCGGGAUGGGAAAUAUUCCCAUGCGGCGUGCUUUGGAUUACAGCCUGGGUGUCUACUACCUGAUGGUUCCAGACAGAGAUCUGUCGCUGCCAUGGUUGCCAACUUCACCAAACCCACUCAGGAUGCCCCAUCCCUUCUUCAGCAUGAUGAAGUGGAGACGUAUUUUCAUGAAUUUGGGCAUGUAAUGCAUCAGCUCUGUGCCGAGGCAGAUUUCGCAAUGUUCAGUGGAACGCAGGUGGAGAGAGACUUUGUUGAAGCUCCUUCUCAGAUGUUGGAAAAUUGGGUAUGGGAGAGAGAAUCUCUGCAACGAAUGUCAAAACAUUACAAAACUGGCAAGCCUAUUCCAGAGGACACGGUGGAGAAGCUCAUAAAAUCCCGUCUUGCAAACACAGGUCUUCUGAAUCUUCGGCAGAUAGUUCUGGCCACAAUAGACCAAGUAAUACACACACUUAAAGAUUUAGAUCCUGUAGAAGAAUAUAGAAAAUUGUGCAAAGAGAUUCUUGGAGUCCCUGCAACACCUGGGACAAAUAUGCCUGCGACUUUUGGACAUCUUGCGGGAGGAUAUGAUGCCCAGUAUUAUGGAUAUUUGUGGAGUGAGGUAUUUUCUAUGGAUAUGUUUUACACACGCUUCAAACAGGAAGGAGUCAUGAACCAAAAGGUGGGUUUAGAUUACAGAAAUUGUAUCCUGAAGCCUGGGGGAUCUCUGGAUGCCAGUGUUAUGCUGCGUAAUUUCCUGGGUCGUGACCCAAAACAGGAAGCAUUCCUUCAGAGCAAAGGACUUAUGGACCUGACCUGCUCUGUGCCUUCAGCUUGUUAAUAAACUGGAACAUUGCUUAUCCACCAGACCGAGCAUAGAUUGUUCUGGGCACACGAACUGUAAUUUGUAACAGGUGUCAUACACGAUAAAACCUCAAAGUUGCUGUACAUUAAUUAUCCAGUCAUCUGUAUUUUAAGGGUCAGAAUUAAAUAAUUUUGAUAAUUUGUAUCAAUCAUAUGAACACUAUUAAAAAUAUGUAGAUAUUCGAAGACUCUUCGUGUAAUACGGUUAUUACUGGGGUUGUCUCAAAUUACACCUAGUCAAUUUUAAUAAAGAAUGUAAUGGAACAAGAUCUAUUCGUAUACAAAUAAAAUAUCCAAAACCAA
Molecule: messenger RNA, 2576 nt
Organism: Pseudophryne corroboree (corroboree frog)
Lineage: Eukaryota; Metazoa; Chordata; Amphibia; Anura; Myobatrachidae
Gene: THOP1
Product: thimet oligopeptidase 1
Exons: 13
Coding region: 199-2250 (683 amino acids)
Biological process (GO): proteolysis; peptide metabolic process
Cellular component (GO): mitochondrial intermembrane space
Molecular function (GO): metalloendopeptidase activity
Source: RefSeq, a predicted model, not a curated record